AUGCCAGCGGUAAAUGCAGCACCAGCUGCACACAUAAUCAACGCUAAAAUAAGGAAGGGUAAUAACAAUGACCCAAUCGCUCAGUCAACGACGCUUGGCUGGAUCAUCUAUGGAUCUGUGGACACCGCUACAUCAAAAUUGACAGCUUAUGGUCAUCAUGUCACUGUUGAUGAUCAAUUACAAGACUUGCUGAGCAAGUUUUGGUACCAAGAAGAACCACAGACAGAAUUUGCUAUACACUACAAUGAAGAUGAAGAAAAGUGUGAACAACACUUUGUCAAUACACACUACAGACAGACUGAUGGUCGAUAUGUCGUUCGCUUGCCGCUUAAAUCUCCUCCAAGUCAACUGGGUGACUCGCUACGAGCUGCACAAUACGCUUUACUACGUCUUCGCAAACGUCUGGAUAAUGAUCCAAUCUACAAGAAGUUAUACUACGACUUCUUGAAAGAAUAUGAAGACUUGGGACACAUGAGACGCGUAAAAUUAAAGGAUUUACCACCAAACAGCUACAUGUUGCCUCAUCAUGGGGUUCUUAAAGAACAGAGCAGUACCACCAAGCUCAGGGUGGUAUUCAAUGGAUCAUGGAAAACGACAUCAGGCGUAUCAAUUAACGAGAUACUCCAUGUGGGCCCCAAGAUUCAAGUUGACAUCAGUGAUGUACUGAUUCGCAUUCGCUGUCACCGCUAUCUAUUCGCUACUGACGUAACUAAGAUGUUUCGUCAGAUUGCAGUUGACAAGGAAGAUCAUCAUCUACAGUGCAUACUCUGGUUUGACGAGGAUGACAUCCCAAUAGUAUUUGCACUCGCUACGGUUACUUAUGGAACCACAUCAGCUCCAUAUCUCGCUGGAAGAGCACUUUUACAACUCGAUGAAGAUGAAGGAAAUAAAUUUCCGAAAGCUGUUGAACCGCUGACAAACACUCGCUACGUUGAUGACAUCUAUGGAGGCGCAGAUGAACUCGCUGAGGCAAUUGAAGUUGCUCUCGAUACAAAAAAUAUGUGUGCCGCAGGAUGCUUCCCGCUUGCAAAAUGGGCAAGUAAUUCAACAGAAUUACUGUCUCAAGUCGCUCCAGUCGAAACCCAAGAAGAUACACCACGAGAACUUGGGGAUACUACAGUAAAAGUGCUCGGGUUAACCUGGAAUUCUACUCAAGAUAAAUUCCAAUUCGGUUAUUCGCUACCAGAAGCAUCUCCAACUACUAAACGCACAAUUUUAUCUGAAAUAGCUCGCUUGUUCGACUCGCUUGGGUUUUUGGCACCUAUCAUCGUAAGAGCCAAGAUGUUCAUGCAGAAGCUAUGGCUGCAGAACUUCGAUUGGGAUGCUACGCUAUCACCGUUGCUUCUUCAAGAGUGGAACUUGUUUCGAGAUGAACUACAGCAGAUCUCGAAGAUUCAGAUACCUCGCUGGAAUCAUAUAAGAACUGGUGUACCGAUUGAAUUACAUGGAUUCUCUGACGCUUCUCAACUCGCUAUGGCUGCUGUCAUCUACUUAAAGGUUACUGACGCUACAGGAAGCUCCAAUAUUUCGCUAGUGUGUGCCAAAACACAAGUUGCACCACUGAAACCAAUUUCAAUACCAAGAAUGGAGCUCAACGCCGCUGUCUUACUCGCUCAACUGGUACUCUACAUCAAGAAUGUCUUGAAGCUUGAAAAUGUACCAAUUUUCAUGUGGACAGACUCCGCUGUAUCCUUAACGUGGAUACGAAACAACCCCGCUAGAUGGAAAGUCUACAUUCGCAACAGAGUUACCAAGGUUCAGGAAUCGCUACCAAGUGUCAACUGGGAUUUUGUUCCUGGAAAACUCAACCCAGCUGACUGCGCUUCAAGAGGUUUAACAGCAGCUAAACUGGAACAGCAUUCGCUAUGGUGGACGGGACCUAAGUGGCUCAGUCAAUCAAAAGAAAACUGGCCAUCUUUUGACAUCCCUACUCAGACGGUAUCACAUCUUGAAGAACGUCCAGGUCUGGUUUUUACCAUCUUCAAGGCAGAUUCACACCCGCUACAUACGCUAUUGGACAAAUUCUCUAAGUUGUCACCACUACUUCGCACGCUUGGAAUCUGCCUACGUGCCAUCGCUCAAUUUAAAAAAGUGCCACAGUCCACACUGGCCACACCACUAUCUACAGUCGACCUGGAACUCGCUAAAACUUUGCUGAUCAAGUAUACACAAAGUCAGUACUAUUCGCAAGAGCUGAAACUACUGAAAGAUGGUGAUUCUCUACAACGAAAUCAUCAUCUCGCUAAAUUGAUUCCCUACGUCGACUACAAUGGAGUACUCAGAGUCGGCGGUCGCUUGAAGAAUUCGCUACUGGAUGAUGAUCAGAAAAAUCCAGCUAUUUUACCAAGAUCAUCACGCUUAAGUACGCUACUCAUAGAACAUUCGCAUCAAAAAACAUUCCAUGGGGGAACUCAAUUCCCUAUCCAAAACAUCCCAUAG
Molecule: messenger RNA, 2439 nt
Organism: Microplitis mediator
Lineage: Eukaryota; Metazoa; Arthropoda; Insecta; Hymenoptera; Braconidae
Exons: 1
Coding region: 1-2439 (812 amino acids)
Source: RefSeq, a predicted model, not a curated record